UGUGACCCUCAGAAAUAUACCGAAAUAUACCGCCUCUUUUUAAAAAAAAUUCCGAAGAAACGAAAGCUUGCCAAAACCAGCCAGAGGUUAAAAUAUAAUUUUGCGGUGAAAAUUAAGUCUUCUAUUUUUGUGGAACAAGCGAUUUGAUGUAACUGGUAUUUGACAAUCGACUGAUUGUAGAUUAUAACAGUUUAAAGAUGUUCGACAAGAAUAAAAAGGUUUCGGUCUUUGCCGCCUAUCGCGGCUCCGCAACCUCAAAAAAUUAUGUACAAAAAGGAACAAAGAAUUUCGACAAAAAUGGUGCCGCCAAAAAUAACAACAGGAACUUGGCCUCCAAAAAUGGGGGAAAGCUGAAGGGUCCGCUAAAAAGGAGCGGUAGCUAUAGCGACGGCGACAACGGCAGCAGCAGCAGCAGCGGCGAAGACGAGGAGGACGACAGCACCGACAGCAGAGGUGAGUUGUAUGAUUCCUCCGAGAGUGGCGAGGAAUACACGCUGAACAACCACUCGUCUCAAUCCUCGCCAGAAACUCCGGCUUAUACUCGUGAGUCACUGAAGCGUCGCAACGAUGAGGCGGAGGGCAGCAAGCCCAUCGGCGCCAAGCGUACUUCAUCCACUCCAGUCGGCCAGAAAGACGAGGAGGACGACAGCACCGACAGCAAUGGUGAAUUGUAUGAUUCGUCCGAGAGUGGCGAGGAAUACACGCUGAACAGCCACUCGUCUCAAUCCUCGCCAGAAACUCCGGCUAAUACUCGUGAGUCACUGAACCGUCGCAACGAUGAGGCGGAGGGCAGCAAGCCCAUCGGCGCCAAGCGUACUUCAUCCACUCCAGUCGGCCAGAAAGACGAGGAGGACGACAGCACCGACAGCAAUGGUGAAUUGUAUGAUUCGUCCGAGAGUGGCGAGGAAUACACGCUGAACAGCCACUCGUCUCAAUCCUCGCCAGAAACUCCGGCUAAUACUCGUGAGUCACUGAACCGUCGCAACGAUGAGGCGGAGGGCAGCAAGCCCAUCGGCGCCAAGCGUACUUCAUCCACUCCAGUCGGCCAGAAAGACGAGGAGGACGACAGCACCGACAGCAGUGGUGAAUUGUAUGAUUCGUCCGAGAGUGGCGAGGAAUACACGCUGAACAGCCACUCGUAUCAAUCCUCGCCAGAAACUCCGGCUAAUACUCGUGAGUCACUGAAGCGUCGCAACGAUGAGGCGGAGGGCAGCAAGCCCAUCGGCGCCAAGCGUACUUCAUCCACUCCAGUCGGCCAGAAAGACGAGGAGGACGACAGCACCGACAGCAGUGGUGAAUUGUAUGAUUCGUCCGAGAGUGGCGAGGAAUACACGCUGAACAGCCACUCGUCUCAAUCCUCGCCAGAAACUCCGGCUAAUACUCGUGAGUCACUGAAGCGUCGCAACGAUGAGGCGGAGGGCAGCAAGCCCAUCGGCGCCAAGCGUACUUCAUCCACUCCAGUCGGCCAGAAAGACGAGGAGGACGACAGCACCGACAGCAGUGGUGAAUUGUAUGAUUCGUCCGAGAGUGGCGAGGAAUACACGCUGAACAGCCACUCGUCUCAAUCCUCGCCAGAAACUCCGGCUAAUACUCGUGAGUCACUGAAGCGUCGCAACUAUGAGGCGGAGGGCAGCAAGCCCAUCGGCGCCAAGCGUACUUCAUCCACUCCAGUCGGCCAGUCGACAUCGGCUGCCAGGUCGAUACAGCAGCCAAAGGCGCCCUCCUGCCCCCUCCAACGUAGGUCAUGUCCGCUGCCCAGCAAAAAGAAUACGGUUCCAGUCAAGGUGGAGGUGGCGUCGCCUAACCGCGCGUUGCUGUCCCCACAGUCGAUCAAGAAGGAACCAGGGGACAGCAUGUUAUGCAGAGUUAAAAUCGGUUUAAUUAAAUCUGUUCAACCCGGAGGUGAUGUAGGAGCAGAGGCUGGCGCUGGUCAGGCCGUAAACCGCCUGGAGCCAUGCCAUGAAGUGCACAAGGAAAACAGCAUUGAAGUGGGAAAGCGGACCCUGGCUCAGCUCAUUGCUCCGAUGACGAUGGCCACUUUCUUGCGUGACCACUGGGAGAAGAGUCCAUUUAGAGUGAAAACAACGACCUCAGGUGGAUUCUCCAAUCUAAUAUCGUUCAAGAUGAUCGACCAAAUGCUGAUCCAGAACCACGUGGAGUAUACCACCAACAUCGAUGUAACCAGCUAUGAGGACGGCGUGCGGAAGACCUUGAACCCUGACGGUCGUGCCUUGCCCCCUAGCGUUUGGGCCCACUAUCAACGCGGCUGCAGCAUCCGUAUCCUGAAUCCCUCCAGCUACCUUGUCCAGCUGAGGCAGUUGUGCGUCAAGCUGCAGGAGUUUUUCCAUUGCCUGGUGGGGGCCAAUGUCUACCUGACGCCCCCCGAGAGCCAGGGAUUCGCACCGCAUUACGAUGAUAUUGAAGCCUUUGUUCUCCAGGUGGAGGGCAAGAAGCGCUGGCGCAUCUACGCCCCCACCAAAGAACUGCCCCGUGAAUCGUCGGGCAACCUCAGCCAGACCGAAUUGGGCGAUCCCAUAAUGGAUAUAGUACUGAUGCCCGGCGAUCUCUUAUACUUCCCACGCGGCUGGAUCCACCAGGCCAUCACAGAGAAGGACUCCCAUUCGCUGCACAUUACCCUCAGCGCCUACCAGCAGCAAUCGUACGCCAAUCUGAUGGAGAAGCUCAUGCCCCUGGUUGUUAAGGAGAGUGUCGAGCAGACCUUGAAGCUGCGCAAGGGGCUUCCGCUGGACAUCUUUCAGAACCUUGGCGUGGCCAACGCCGAAUGGAACGGCGUGCAUCGCCAAAAGUUGAUACAGCAUAUCCAGAAUCUAGCACAGCGUCUGGUGCCCACCGAGGGUCAGAUCGAUCGGGCCUUGGACCAAUUGGCCAUAAAAUUCCAGCACGAGGCCCUGCCACCCACCAUUGCGCCCCAGGAGUUGAAACGCACUGUAUUCGGUGCACAGGCUACCGCCGAUAGGAAUGGCCAUUGCUCACUUGAUUACGAACUCGCAGAGGGGACGGCAGUGCGUCUGCUGCGUGCCAAUAUCGUACGCCUGACGGUCGACGAGGGUGUCCUGCGCUGCUACUACUACACGGACAAUGGUUUGGAGUAUUGUAAAUAUGAGCCAAACUUCUUUGAGCUGGAACCGUUCCAUGGUACUGUUAUUGAGACGCUAAUUCAUGCCUAUCCCGAUUAUACAAAGAUCAAAGAUCUACCCCCGAUGGGAAACGAUGAAGACCGCUUGGAGUUUGUCGAAGCCCUCUGGGAGCGCGGAAUCCUUAUGGUUGAGAAGCCCUUCAAAAAAGUAUAGGCUCGGGAAUUCUUCCCCCCUCAAAAUAAACGAACCCAAAGCGAGAGUCGAGUCCUAGUAAUCUAAGAUAUUCCCUGUUCUGUUCACCAUUUGUAAUUUUUGUUAGCCCGCAGUGUCUUUAAUGUUAUGUGUCGAGUCCUAGGGCAGCGCCAACAGCAUGAAAAUUAACAAGAACAUUAAUUAAAAGAACAAAUAAAUAAUCCAAGGGAUGCAACAUU
Drosophila pseudoobscura is the source of this 3529-nucleotide messenger RNA. Its product is annotated as bifunctional lysine-specific demethylase and histidyl-hydroxylase NO66. The coding region runs from base 198 to 3311 and encodes 1037 amino acids. The transcript has 2 exons. The record is from RefSeq and is a predicted model, not a curated record. Lineage: Eukaryota; Metazoa; Arthropoda; Insecta; Diptera; Drosophilidae.